UAGAUCGACUCUACCAGGGAGAGACUGGCAGCUCGAAACAGAACGCCUUUCUGCACAGAUCGACAGAUCACACUGACUUGGCGAAUGUAGGUCGAACGGUCGCCAUACUGAAAAUAGGGAUUCGAGGGAUCUCCUACCAUGGCCAUGAAUAUGGAAGGAGAUGAAUUAGGCCCCGUGAAUUUAGACUGCCCUUUCCUCAGUCGAACAAAACGCCUGGGACUUCGACUCAACGAUGGAGGCUACACCUACUUCAGAGAGCGCUGUCGCGGGGACGUCACAUACUGGCGAUGUACGAACAAAAGGUGUAAGGGCCGAAUCGUACAGAAAUGGCAGAGUGUGACUCGGACACAGGGACAUCGCCAUACACCGUCGGGUCUUCCCUGUGAUCCUUCAGAUUCGUUCGUAGCCAAUGUUAGGCUGUCUGGCCAUCCCAACAACAAGACGCUACUCCGGAUGGAGUCUCCAGACAUCAGCAGUGUCAUGUGCGAUGAUGCCCCCUCUCCCCCAGGAAUGAACUACCCUGUCCCAAUGCUGGUGUGGGAGAAGGGGGAGGACGUGGUGGAGAACGAGGACGUGGUGGAGGUGGUCGAGGAAGAACAGAUCGAUGUGAAACCAGACAUCCACGAACUGGAGAGAUCACUCAUUCAGCCAUCAGAUGAUAGAGGGGUGAGCGCAGACCCUGACAACAUGUUGGCCGAGAACAUCUGGCUGAAGAUGAAGGUGCAGAAGCUGGAGAUGGAGCUGCAGAGAUACAAGGACACUGUCAGCAGGAUCCGAGCCGAUCUCGAUAUACUCAACAUGGUGUAACGGUGUGGCACCCGCUUGUCGGCUGAUACAUGUACAAGGCAGUGGCAGCCUUGUUUGAUUGUGACUGUCGGAUCAGUUGAAAUCAAACCGCAAUGUACUCAACAGAGUGUGACAAAAUGUCACUUGGCCUUUCUGUUGACACAAGGCAAUGGCAGCCUUGUUUGAUGGGUGUUAUAUGACUGUCAGAUCAGAUCAAACCUCAAUAUAUUCAACAAGGAGUCACCCAAGACAUUUAUUGACACAAGGCAAUGACAGACUGGUCUGAUUUGAUAUGUUUGUUAUAUGAUGGCAGCCUGUAAAAAGGCUGGACCAGACAAUCCAGUGAUCAAUAUUGUGAACAGCAAUUCCAUGACAUGCAAUCAACAGUCACCGAAUCUGACAGUCCCUAUUCAUAGGGUCGCAUUUUACAACCUGCCGAGUUUGCUGGGGACUAAUUCUAACCUGGAAUCCCCACGGGGUAGUAUGACAGUGAGAUGGUGGGCCAAUAUGCUGGAACAUGGUUCUCUGCUACUAUAUACAUUGGUUGUGUUAUACACAUACUGUGCAUAAUGUCAUCAACACUGAAUGUGAGAGAGCAUAACAAGAGAUGGGUUAUGACCAGUGUUAGACCAGGCUGCCACCAGGACCCAGGGGCUGUAGAAGCUGCAGGCCCUGACUAAACCCUUCUUGCCCUUAUAUAAAAAAACUGCAUCUGACAAAAAAAAUAGAAAAAUAAAUUUACUGUAGACCAUAAGGACCUAUACAACUUUGAAACUACGGGCCCAACACAAGAUCCACCUGCCACGGGCAUACGGGCAGGCACUUAUUUCGAACACUGGUUAUAACUGAGAUUAUCUCCCUUCAACUAGGUGCAAGUACAAUUGACCAACUACACAUGUAGAAGAACUACAAAUCAGUGCUUCCUUGUUCGAUAACAUGAUCAUCUGUUGAAAAUGCAUCUUUAUUGCAUCUAUGGGAAUAAAACAUUCUUUUUUGUCAAA
Haliotis rufescens (red abalone) is the source of this 1787-nucleotide messenger RNA. RefSeq lists its product as uncharacterized. The record is from RefSeq and is a predicted model, not a curated record. The transcript has 3 exons. Lineage: Eukaryota; Metazoa; Mollusca; Gastropoda; Lepetellida; Haliotidae. The coding region runs from base 139 to 807 and encodes 222 amino acids.